AUGUCUGACAAUGUGAGCAGCACAGUUGGCCCAUCAGACUCAGGGAAUGGAAGCCUGUCGAAUAGCGCAGAGGAGCAGUCUGGGGCGGAGGCCGGGAGGGAGACUUCCUUAGAUACUGGACUGAGCUUGAGAUUCACCAGAAAUGGCAAUGGUGCCGAGGAUGGUGGUGCUGUCUGCCUUCCCUACAUAGACACCGACACAGAAAAUGAAAGCAUAGUCUCUGAAAGUGUGGGAGACAGUGAUGAACCCAUCAACUAUGGCCGCUUAGGAGAGGAGGAAGAGGAAGAAAGGGAAGAACAGCCCCAGGUACAGUGCCACGAGCCCCACCAUUAUCAGUAUUUAUCAGAUGAGGACGGUGCCCUGGAGGACUGGAUGGCCUCAGAAACAUCUGCCCUGCCAUCCCCUCGCUGGAAGGCUCUUACUGCUCUUCGAGAGCGGCAGCUGGGUUCAAGUGCCCGCUUUGUAUCUGAGGCUUGUGGGGCAAGAGUCUUUGUGCAGCGUUUCCAUCUGCAGUAUGGGCUUGAAGGCCAUAGUGGUUGUGUCAAUAGUGUGCAUUUUAACCAGUCUGGCAACUGGCUGGUCACUAGCAGUGAUGACCUCAGAACGAUAGUUUGGGAUUGGAUAUGUAAGAAGCCAGUACUGCAAUUUGAGACUGGUCACAAAAAUAAUGUCUUUCAUGCCCAGUUCCUUCCCAACACUGGUGAUUCUGUCCUGGCCACAUGUGCCCGUGAUGGGCAGAUACUGGUAACAGAACUCCUUGCUCAGCCACCCUACCAGCUUUCUAAGCGUGUGGCUUUCCAUAAGGGAGCCAGUCACAAGAUGGCUAUGGAGCCAGACACUCCUUUUACGUUCCUAACUUCAGGUGAAGAUGCAGUUGUCUUUGCCAUUGACCUCAGACAAAACUAUCCAGCUUCAAAAGUGGUGGUAACAAGAGAGAAUGGGAGGAAAGUAGGACUGUAUACAAUCUUUGUGAAUCCUGCCAAUGCUUACCAGUUUGCUGUGGGUGGACAAGACCAGUUUGUAAGAAUUUAUGACCAGAGGAAAAUUAAUAAGAAUGAGAAUAAUGGAGUAUUCAAGAAAUUCUGUCCUCAUCACCUGGCUACUUACGAUUCCAAAGCAGCCAUCACCUCCGUUGUGUACAGCUAUGAUGGCACAGAGCUCCUGGCCAGUUACAAUGAUGAAGAUAUUUACCUCUUCAACUCCUCUGACUGUGAUGGGGCCCAGUAUAUUAAGAGAUACAAGGGGCACAGAAAUAAUGCCACAGUCAAAAGCGUCAAUUUCUAUGGCCCCAGAAGUCAGUUUGUGAUGAGCGGAAGUGAUUGCGGGCACAUCUUCCUCUGGGAGAAAUCAUCCUGCCAGAUUGUUCAGUACAUGAAGGGGGACAUGGCAGGUACUGUAAACUGUGUUGAGCCACAUCCCUCCCUACCUGUGAUGGCGACCAGUGGCCUAGACCAUGAUGCCAAGAUCUGGGCACCCACAGCUAAUGCUACCACUGAGCUUACUGGGUUAAAGAAUGUGAUUAAGAAGAAUAAGCAGGAACGAGAUGAAGACAGAUCACACCACACCGACCUGUUUGACAGCCACAUGCUUUGGUUCCUCAUGCGUCACCUGACACGGAGAGGUCAACACCGGCACCAGAGAGAUCCUGCAGAGGGAGGAAUGAAUGCAGAUACGGAUGAGUCUUCCAGCACCUCAGAUACAUCCGAGGAAGGAGAGAACCAAGACCGUGUGCAGUGCCUGCCGUCCUGA
Molecule: messenger RNA, 1749 nt
Organism: Rhinolophus ferrumequinum (greater horseshoe bat)
Lineage: Eukaryota; Metazoa; Chordata; Mammalia; Chiroptera; Rhinolophidae
Product: DDB1- and CUL4-associated factor 8-like
Exons: 1
Coding region: 1-1749 (582 amino acids)
Cellular component (GO): cytoplasm; Cul4-RING E3 ubiquitin ligase complex
Molecular function (GO): protein binding
Source: RefSeq, a predicted model, not a curated record